Dothidotthia symphoricarpi CBS 119687 is the source of this 1914-nucleotide messenger RNA. Its product is annotated as alpha/beta-hydrolase. The coding region runs from base 139 to 1914 and encodes 591 amino acids. NCBI's taxonomy places the organism in Eukaryota, Fungi, Ascomycota, Dothideomycetes, Pleosporales, Dothidotthiaceae. The transcript has a single exon. The record is from RefSeq and is a predicted model, not a curated record.
GUGAAAGCGCCUCCAUAACAACCACAACACGCUAACUUGCCGUCGGGCUGCGGAUAAACGGCCAGGCCACCCAUUUCCCGACUUCCACUGCGACGCUAGAGUUCGCCGUAAACAGAGACAGUAAGCAGACUCGCAAGCAUGGCGGAAGAGCAGAGCGAAUCACUGUUGCAUACUGGUGAGGUUCCCAGACGGACGACCAUCUCAAAACAGUGGUACAAGAGGAGGAUUGCCAUCGCUGUGUUGUUCGUCAGCACGGUUUCGUUGUUGUUUGGCUUGUUCAGCGCGACGCGAUCGAGCUCAACUCACUCUCCACCACCCAUCGAUGAGUCUCUUGUCGUUACGCUGCCGGGGUAUGGAAGGUUCCAAGGGACGCAGUUUGCUGUGGACAUGGGAGAGAAAACGCCCAGCAAAUCUGUCGACGCGUGGUUGAGCCUCGAGUACUCGACACAACCGGUGGAUCAGGAUCGCUUCAAGCCCGUGACAUGGCCCGCGGCCUUUAGAGGCACGAGAUUUGCGACUUCAUACGGACCGGCUUGCUUCCAGAACCCUCACGUCUCGGACCAUCAGUCGGAGGCGUGUCUUACUGUCAAUGUAUAUCGCCCGUCUGGAACCUCGUUGGAUGAUAAGCUACCGGUGUUUGUGUUUUUGCAUGGAGGGGCGUUCAUCGUCGGCUCAGGACGCAGUUUCGACGGCGCGCGAUUCGUGGCCAAGAGCUCGCAGCCUCUCAUCGUCGUCACUGCGCAGUAUCGGCUCGGUGCGCUGGGAAGUCUCCCAAGCAAGCUGAUGGAGGAGGAAGGCCUGCUGAACCUCGGACUGCGCGACCAGCGUCUGAUGCUAGAGUUCAUGCAAAAGUAUGUCGGUCGCUUCGGCGGCGACGCAGAGCGCAUCACACUCGGCGGCCAAAGCGCAGGCGGCCACGCAGUCGGCAUCCACCAAUUCCACAACUACGGCGCCGACACAGGAAAACCCCUCUUCAACCAAACCAUCCUCGCCUCUGGCUCCGAAACCGCGCGUGCCUUCCCAGGCGUAGACUACCCCCUCUACCAGCGCCACUUCACCCAAUUCAUGGACUACGUAAACUGCCCCACCACCCCCAAUGCCGCAGCCCUCGCCUGCCUCCGCGCCCUCGAAGCAGACGACAUCCAAUUCGUCGCCUCAGGCCUCUUCUCCGCCUCAAACUACAACGUAACCUGGCCCUUCCAGCCGGUAUCCCCUGGCCCACUCUUCGAAAAGCGCGGCUCCACCUCCGGCGAAAACGGCACCUUCUUCGCCCUCCCAACGCUAAUAUCCUCCUGCGCAAACGAAGGCACGUUCUUCGCGCCCCAAGACCUGCGCACAAACGCCGAUUUCCUCAAUUUCUGGCGCACACUCACCCCAGGCCUCACUUCCACCGACCUCACCGACCUGGAAACCCUGUACCCCGAUCCAUCAAAUUCUUCCACAACAGCAGACCCCAUAUCCCCCCAAUACGCCCGCACCGCCUCCGCCCUAGGAGACUACUCCUACAUCUGCCCCGUGCAAGAAACCGCGCGCCGCCUCGCCGCCGCCCGCGCCCCCGUCUACAAAGCCCGCUUCAACACGCCCAACCACGUCCCCGCCUACCAGGGCGUCCCGCACGCCAGCGACGCAGCGUAUUUCAACGGAAAGCCUGGCACGCAGUACCCUGGGGUCGCGGACGUGUAUAGUGCGUAUUAUGCGAGCUUUAUCGUGAGUGGAAACCCGAAUACGUAUCGCGCUGAGGGGGCGCCGGUUUGGGAGGUUUAUCAGGGGGUCGGCGGGAGGCAGAUGGGGGUUAGUCCGCUGAAGGAGGGGGGCGUGAGGAUGGAGGGGGAGGGGGAGGGGAUGGGGAAGGGGGGGUUGGAGAGGUGUGCUUGGUGGCGGGAUGGGGGGAGGGCGGGGAGACUUAAUAAGUAG